CAGUCGGAACCCGUGCAGAGCGCUGGCGUGGAGCUGGAGCAAGCGCAGCCUCUUUCUUGCAACCUCGUCCCCGCCGCCCGCAGCCUCCUCCCCGCCGCCGCCUCUGCCGCCGCCGCCGCCGCCCCCGGGGCAUGGCCUGUCUGAUGGCCGCUUUCUCGGUCGGCACCGCCAUGAAUGCCAGCAGCUACUCUGCUGCGAUGACGGAGCCCAAGUCCGUGUGCGUGUCGGUGGAUGAGGUCGUGUCCAGCAACGUGGAUGAGGUUGAGACAGACCUGCUGAACGGGCAUCUGAAGAAGGUGGACAACAACUUCACAGAGGCCCAACGCUUCUCCUCCUUGCCUCGGAGGGCAGCUGUGAACAUUGAAUUCAAGGACCUUUCCUACUCCGUUCCCGAGGGACCCUGGUGGAGGAAGAAAGGAUACAAGACCCUUUUGAAAGGGAUCUCUGGGAAAUUCAACAGUGGAGAGCUGGUGGCCAUCAUGGGUCCUUCUGGAGCUGGGAAGUCCACGCUCAUGAACAUUCUGGCGGGAUACAGGGAGACAGGCAUGAAGGGGGCAGUCCUCAUCAAUGGCAUGCCCCGGGACUUGCGCUGCUUCCGGAAGGUCUCUUGCUACAUCAUGCAGGAUGACAUGCUGCUGCCUCACCUCACUGUUCAGGAGGCCAUGAUGGUGUCUGCACAUCUGAAGCUGCAGGAGAAGGAUGAAGGCAGACGGGAGAUGGUCAAGGAGAUCCUGACGGCAUUGGGCUUGCUGCCCUGUGCCAAUACACGGACAGGGAGCCUCUCGGGGGGCCAGCGGAAGAGGCUGGCCAUUGCACUGGAGCUGGUCAAUAACCCUCCUGUCAUGUUCUUUGAUGAGCCCACCAGUGGCCUGGACAGCGCCUCCUGCUUCCAGGUGGUGUCCCUGAUGAAAGGGCUGGCCCAGGGCGGCCGGUCCAUCGUCUGCACCAUCCACCAGCCCAGCGCCAAGCUCUUUGAACUCUUUGACCAACUCUAUGUCCUGAGUCAAGGACAGUGCGUAUACCGGGGGAAGGUCUCGAAUCUCGUGCCGUAUUUGAGGGAUUUGGGUCUGAACUGCCCUACCUACCACAACCCUGCAGACUUUGUCAUGGAAGUGGCAUCAGGCGAGUAUGGUGAUCAGAACAGCCGCCUGGUGAGAGCCGUGCGGGAGGGCAUGUGUGACUCUGACUAUAAGAGGGAUCUUGGGGGCGACACAGACGUGAACCCAUUUCUUUGGCACCGGCCUGCUGAGGAGGACUCUACCUCCAUGGAAGGCUGCCACAGCUUCUCGGCCAGCUGCCUCACCCAGUUCUGCAUCCUCUUCAAGAGGACCUUCCUCAGCAUCAUGCGGGACUCGGUCCUGACACACCUGCGAAUCACCUCACACAUCGGGAUCGGCCUGCUCAUUGGCCUGCUGUACCUGGGGAUCGGGAACGAAGCCAAGAAGGUCCUGAGCAACUCCGGCUUCCUCUUCUUCUCUAUGCUCUUCCUCAUGUUUGCAGCUCUCAUGCCCACGGUCCUGACCUUUCCUCUGGAGAUGAGUGUCUUCCUCCGAGAGCACCUGAAUUACUGGUACAGCCUGAAGGCCUACUACCUGGCCAAGACCAUGGCCGACGUCCCCUUCCAGAUCAUGUUUCCCGUGGCCUACUGCAGCAUCGUGUACUGGAUGACAUCACAGCCGUCAGACGCCGUUCGAUUUGUGCUGUUCGCUGCCCUUGGCACCAUGACCUCACUGGUGGCCCAGUCCUUAGGCCUGCUGAUUGGAGCUGCCUCCACAUCUCUGCAGGUCGCAACGUUCGUGGGUCCUGUGACGGCCAUCCCCGUCUUGCUCUUCUCGGGAUUCUUCGUCAGUUUUGACACGAUCCCAGCCUACCUACAGUGGAUGUCCUAUAUCUCCUAUGUCAGGUAUGGCUUCGAGGGAGUCAUCCUCUCCAUCUAUGGCUUGGACCGGGAGGAUCUGCACUGUGACAUUGCCGAGACAUGCCACUUCCAGAAGUCAGAGGCCAUCCUGCGGGAACUGGAUGUGGAGAAUGCCAAACUGUACCUGGACUUCAUUGUCUUGGGCAUCUUCUUCGUCUCCCUGCGGCUCAUUGCCUAUUUUGUCCUGAGAUACAAAAUCCGGGCCGAGAGGUAAAACACCCGCAGGCCAGCAAGGAGGCAAAGCAGACAUUGUGCCCAAGGGCACUGCUGGGAGGCAGCGGUGUGCCUGCUCCUGGUGACACAGACUCUCCCAACCCAACCUGGAGGCCACGCAGGUCGCAGGUCGAUGGUGACCAGUGUUCAGCACCUCUGCCCGCCGGGUUGGAACUGUUCUUUUCCUUUUCUAGCUUUAACUAGGAAGAUGUAGGACGGUUGGGGUUUUUUACAUGCAGGAUUUAAAAUACAGCUGGCACAGAAUGUCAUCCUGCGAUCCAGCUGGGGACAGGAGGCUUCCUCAGUAGACUGCUCCUGGAGUCCAGGACACAUUGGCCCUGGAUGAGGAGUGUUGGCCAUGUUGGUCCCCGGAGAGGUGGAUAUCUUGGGGGGAAAAGUCCACACAUGGCGGGACUCCGCUUGAUGACUGUCAUUUCUUAUGGUCUCAUCUUUCUAAAAUUCGUCUCUGAUGAGCUCAAGUUCAUUUCUGAUGAAGUCACUUUCCGAGCCAAAGUCGAUAAAUUUCACUCAUUUUGAGAGAUUGUAUCUUUCCAGUACUUCUUGAGAACUGAUUCAGGGUGUGAAAGGUGUGUUUUGCUUAGAAAUAGAAGAGUCCCGUAUAGUCACCUAGUGGGGCUCACAGACACAUCACGGAAGGUCAGACGUGAGCUCCAGGCGAGGGAGAGCACCACACCAGCUGCGCUGGGCCAGCAGGGACUAAGUGAUGCCACCAGGGCUGAGGGAGAUGUUGGCAGGCCCUUUCUGGACCUUCCUUCUUCAUGUGCUUCUAUUUUAAGCAAAAUAGAUGAUUUCUUCCUAGUUUUCUGGCCACUUUCAUUUUGCCCAAGAAAUACAUAGAUUAACUUGGUCAGUUUUUAAAGAGCAUUUUCCCCCUUUCUUCAUGAAUCACAUUAACUACCUCCAUUGAGCCUGGGAAGCCGGCCUGGGGACACAUUGAGUGUGUCCCUUGAAAUAAGAGGUGGGGGGGCAGUGGGGCAUUGGGGAGGGGCAGGCCGGCUAAUAGGAAGGGGAGGUGCCAUGGAUGUCCCCUUUAGGAAAACGCAGCUGCUUGCUUCUGGAGCACUGCCGCCCUGAGAUGGAGUCUCCUGUGAAAGCCUGUAUGUUUGUAUGGGUAGGCCCAUUUACCCCUGUGAGCCCCGGUUUCCACACCAGUAAGUAAUUGCACUAGAUCAUGUUCUGACAGGUCCUGAGAUUCCUCGGCCGUGGCCUUGAAGCUUUCAUAUCUUACUUGUAGAGAACGAUAAGGGUCCGAAUUUUACUUAACGCAUGGAUGUGCUUUGAAAAUAUUUAGAGAUUCUUUUUAUUUUUUCACCCCUAGAUCUUUUAUAGAGAACACAAUUGAAAUGCAUAUUACAAUGUAAUUUUUCAGUUUGCUUGUUCUAUACAAAUAUGGCAUUGCCUUCUAGAUUCAGCUUUUAACCAGGGACACAAUUCGCCUUUAUAAAAAGACUUCAUUAAAAAAAAAAAAAGUGUUCAUUUAAUUUCAA
This is a messenger RNA of Onychomys torridus (southern grasshopper mouse), 3639 nucleotides long. RefSeq names its product ATP binding cassette subfamily G member 1 (gene Abcg1). Gene Ontology annotation, biological process: cholesterol homeostasis; transmembrane transport. The coding region runs from base 132 to 2132 and encodes 666 amino acids. The record is from RefSeq and is a predicted model, not a curated record. Lineage: Eukaryota; Metazoa; Chordata; Mammalia; Rodentia; Cricetidae. The transcript has 15 exons. Gene Ontology annotation, molecular function: ABC-type sterol transporter activity; ATP binding; ATP hydrolysis activity. Gene Ontology annotation, cellular component: plasma membrane.